AUGGAAUCAGAACCGCCCAUUGUUCAUGAAACACAUCAUGAAGUAGAGCCCGGAGAUCAUGUUGCAGUUGAAGGGUCCGGAGAAGAAUUUAAACAGAAAAUGGAUGAUUUCAUCAAAGAAUUAGCCGUCAAAAUGCAUGUUCCCACAGGAGCUGUCAUCGCCAUGGUUAUUGGCAUGAUCCUAUUUGUUCUGCUAAUACUCUUCUGUAUUUGCAAACGGUGUGUUUUCAAACGUCGAAAAAAAGAUCGUGGAGCGAAGAAAAGCAAGGCGGACAUAAAAAGUGUACAACUUUUAGGCAAAGGUUUAACUAAAGACAAAGGAGAUUUGGAUGAACUAGAAGCCAACAUGGAAGACAAUGAAGGCGUACAGGAAAAGGAGGAAGUUCAUUUGGGAAAACUUCAGUAUUCUAUUGACUAUGACUUUACGCAAGGAGAGUUAACUGUUGGCGUUAUACAAGCUACGGAUCUGCCUGGAAUGGACUUGUCUGGAACGUCUGAUCCAUAUGUGAAAGUCUUUCUUCUGCCUGAGAAAAAAAAGAAAUAUGAAACUAAAGUGCAUCGGAAAACUUUGAAUCCAGUGUUCAAUGAGACAUUUGUCUUUAAAGUUCCAUACGCUGAGAUUGGCGGAAAAACUCUGGUCUUUAAUGUUUAUGAUUUCGAUAGAUUUUCUAAACACGAUCAAAUAGGUCAAAUUCAAGUGCCACUUGGUUCUGUCGAUUUGGCGCGUGUAAUUGAAGAGUGGCGUGAUCUCAGUCCUCCUGAUGAUGACGAAAAGGAAAAUCGUCUUGGAGAUAUUUGCUUCUCAUUACGCUAUGUACCAACCGCCGGGAAGUUGACUAUCAAUAUUUUGGAAGCUAAAAAUUUGAAGAAAAUGGAUGUUGGCGGACUAUCAGAUCCUUAUGUCAAACUUUCUCUGAUGUUGGGAGGGAAAAGAAUUAAAAAGAAGAAGACUACCAUUAAGAAAUGUACUCUAAAUCCUUACUACAAUGAAUCAUUCGCUUUCGAAGUACCGUUUGAACAAAUUCAGAAAGUGACGCUAAUAGUAAUCGUGGUUGAUUACGAUCGAAUUGGGACAUCAGAGGCAAUUGGUCGGGUUGUUCUAGGUUGCAACGAAACAGGAGCAGGCUUGCGUCAUUGGUCAGAUAUGUUAGCCAACCCUCGUCGACCUAUUGCACAAUGGCACACGCUACAACCAAUGCCCGAGAAAGGUUAACGAACAUGAGAGACAAAAAACAC
Molecule: messenger RNA, 1235 nt
Organism: Heterobilharzia americana
Lineage: Eukaryota; Metazoa; Platyhelminthes; Trematoda; Strigeidida; Schistosomatidae
Source: the annotation of a GenBank genome assembly